Molecule: messenger RNA, 999 nt
Organism: Egretta garzetta (little egret)
Lineage: Eukaryota; Metazoa; Chordata; Aves; Pelecaniformes; Ardeidae
Product: olfactory receptor 14C36-like
Exons: 4
Coding region: 1-999 (332 amino acids)
Biological process (GO): G protein-coupled receptor signaling pathway
Cellular component (GO): membrane
Molecular function (GO): G protein-coupled receptor activity; olfactory receptor activity
Source: RefSeq, a predicted model, not a curated record
AUGGCACAGAUGGCCUCCCCUGUUUAUGGAGUCACCCAUGCCCAGAGGCAGGAGGUGUCCAACAGCAGCUCCAUCACCCAGUUCCUCCUCCUGGCAUUCGCAGACACAAGGGGGCUGCAGCUCUUGCACUUCUGGCUCUUCCUGGGCAUCUACCUGGCUGCCCUCCUGGGAAACAGCCUCAUCAUCACCGCUGUAGCAUGCGACCACCGCCUCCACACCCCCAUGUACUUCUUCCUCCUCAACCUCUCCCUCAUUGACCUGGCCUCCAUCUCCACCACUGUUCCCAAAUCCAUGGCCAAUUCCCUCUGGGACACCAGGGCCAUCUCCUAUGCAGGAUGUGCUGCUCAGCUCUUUCUCUUUGCAUUCUUGGUAGUAGCAGAGUAUUCAGAGUAUUGUCUUCUCACCGUCAUGGCCUAUGACCGCUACGUGGCCAUUUGCAAACCUCUGCACUAUGGGACCCUCCUGGGCAGCAGAGCUUGUGUCCACAUGGCAGCAGCUGCCUGGGGCAGUGCUUUUCUCAACUCUUUCCUGCAUGCUGUCAAUACAUUUUCCAUACCCCUCUGCAAGGGCAAUACCGUUGACCAGUUCUUCUGUGAGAUCCCCCAGAUCCUCAAGCUCUCCUGCUCAGAUGCUUCUCGCAGGGAAUCUGGGCUUAUUGUGGUUAGUUUUUCUGUAGCUUUUGGCUGUUUUGUUUUCAUUGCGGUAUCCUAUGUGCAGAUCUUCAGGGCCGUGCUGAGGAUCCCCUCUCAGCAGGGACGGCACAGAGCAUUUUCCACGUGCCUCCCUCACCUGGCUGUGGUCUUCCUGUAUAUCAGCACUGGAAUGUUUGCCUACCUGAAGCCGCCCUCCAUCUCCUCCCCAUCCUUGGAUCUGGUGGUUAGUGUAUUGUAUUCUGUGGUUCCUCCAGCAGUAAAUCCCUUCAUCUACAGCAUGCGGAACCAGGAGCUCAAAGACACACUCAAGAAAUGGAUUCCAUGGGUAGUUUUUCAGCCACAAUAA